ACAAGCAAACCACCUCCUGAGAAAUCACAGACCAGUUUUGAGGAACAGAAUAAGAGCGGCUCAGCCAAUCACAGCUCAAAGACAGGUGACAUCACUGUGGUCGAGGUCGAGAAAAAUGGCGACUAUAUCUGUCUGAAAAACACUUCCAGUGAGAAUAAACUUUUGUCAGGUUGGAAGUUAAAACUACAGAUCAACAACAGAGAAAGUGCCACAUACGAAUUUAAAGAAAACUUUAUACUGAAAGCUGGAGAGACACUCCUUUUACGGCAAGAUGCUGUCAACAAGCCAAUUAAAACUGAUGCUGACCUGCUGUGGAUGAACAUGGUCAACUGGAACACUGGAGACGACGUGAAGAUCGACCUCAUCAGCAACACUGGAGAAGAGCAGAUGCUGUUUAAAAACAAGAUCAUGUAAAAUAAUCAGAGUUACUUUUCUGAGGGAUAAAUUAAAUGAGAGCAUUAUUACAUUUUAUAUAUUUCAUAUCAUUUUAAGUCAGUUAAAAAUUUUGUGUUUUUAUUGAAUUAAAAAUAUGUAAAUAAAAAUAUCUUUAAAAAGGAGUCUUUAUUAUUUUGAGGUGCAACACAAAUGUGGACACACGAUGUGGACAAACAUGAGACUUUGCUUUUUCUAGAGCUGAGGGUGCAUGAGUGAAAACUUGAAAACAAGAUCUCUCUUUAUAUUUUACUUGGAAAAGUGAUUAUUAUUAUUUUUUAACAUAAGUCACAGCGACCACUUCCUAGUUUAGACUAUUUGCAUUACAGAUGUAAUUUUUGGUUUUUCAUCCUUUAUCACAGAUUAUAGAACAGGAGGUGUUUUGUAGUUAGUAUAGUUAACACUCUUCCAAGGUCCUGAGAAAUUAAACGAAUAACUUCGGGAUAAGGAUGAGGCCUUACCCCAUACCCAACUAAUUGGUGAUGAAAUGUGAAGUUACAAUUCUUUUCCAUAAAAAAGCAUUUUUAUUUUGUAUAUAAAUAAAUGUUGAUGUUGUG
Messenger RNA from Haplochromis burtoni (Burton's mouthbrooder), 989 nucleotides. RefSeq names its product lamin-B1. The record is from RefSeq and is a predicted model, not a curated record. NCBI's taxonomy places the organism in Eukaryota, Metazoa, Chordata, Actinopteri, Cichliformes, Cichlidae.